Messenger RNA from Centrocercus urophasianus (Greater sage-grouse), 13337 nucleotides. It is a transcript of the gene DMD, whose product is annotated as dystrophin. Gene Ontology annotation, cellular component: plasma membrane. The record is from RefSeq and is a predicted model, not a curated record. Gene Ontology annotation, biological process: synaptic signaling. NCBI's taxonomy places the organism in Eukaryota, Metazoa, Chordata, Aves, Galliformes, Phasianidae. The coding region runs from base 141 to 10946 and encodes 3601 amino acids. The transcript is spliced from 76 exons. Gene Ontology annotation, molecular function: zinc ion binding; protein binding.
UUUAGGUGGGAACACACACGGCUGUCAAUCUGCAGGGACGAGCCUCAUUCGAAAGCGACUGAAGCAGCAAAGUGGGAGUAUACUUUGCCAAGAAGCGUUUUACUGUUGUUUUCUUUUCCUCUGUUUUGUGGAGAGAUUUCAUGUCUGCUCACGUGCUUUGGUAUGAGGAAGUAGAAGAUGAUUAUGAACGGGAAGAUGUUCAAAAGAAAACAUUCACAAAAUGGAUAAAUGCACAGUUUGCUAAGUGUGGAAGACGUUGCAUUGAAGAUCUUUUUAAUGAUUUUCGAGAUGGACGAAAACUUCUGGAGCUCCUGGAAUGCCUUACAGGCCAAAAAAUUGCAAAAGAAAAGGGCUCCACAAAAGUUCAUGCUCUGAACAAUGUCAACAAAGCACUGCAGAUUUUGCAGAGAAAUAAUGUUGAUUUGGUAAAUAUUGGGAGCUCAGACAUUGUGGAUGGCAAUCAUAAACUGACUCUUGGUUUGAUCUGGAAUAUAAUCCUCCACUGGCAGGUCAAAGAUGUAAUGAAAAACAUCAUGGCUGGACUGCAGCAGACAAACAGUGAAAAGAUUCUGCUGAGCUGGGUCCGUCAAUCAACUCGUAAUUACCCACAGGUCAAUGUUAUCAAUUUCACCAGUAGCUGGUCUGAUGGAUUGGCUUUCAAUGCACUCCUUCACAGUCACAGGCCAGACCUGUUUGAUUGGAAUGCUGUUGCUUCUCAGCAGUCACCUGUGAAACGAUUAGACCAUGCGUUUAACAUAGCCAGGCAACACCUGGGCAUAGAGAAGCUCCUUGAUCCUGAAGACGUUGCAACUGCCUGUCCAGAUAAGAAGUCCAUCUUAAUGUACGUGACUUCCCUCUUCCAAGUUCUGCCACAGCAAGUCACUAUGGAGGCCAUCAGGGAGGUGGAAAUGCUGCCUCGGCACUCAAGGGUCACUAGAGAAGAGCACACACAAGUACAUCAACAGCAUUUUUCACAAGAGUUUUUAGAAACUGUUGAAAAAAGAACAUAUACCACCACAGUGAUGAGGUCCGAAAUGGAUCUUGACAGCUACCAAACUGCUUUAGAAGAAGUACUCACGUGGCUUCUCUCUGCUGAAGAUGCAUUACAAGCACAAGGGGAUAUAUCCAGUGAUGUAGAAGUUGUUAAAGAACAGUUUCAUACCCAUGAGGGUUUCAUGAUGGAAUUAACAGCUCACCAAGGCCGUGUUGGUAACGUUUUGCAAGUUGGAAGUCAACUUUUAACAAUUGGAAGGCUUUCAGAUGAUGAAGAAAACGAAAUUCAAGAACAAAUGAAUCUACUCAAUUCACGAUGGGAAAGUCUCAGGGUUGCAAGUAUGGAAAAACAAAGCAAUUUACAUAAAAUCCUAAUGGAUCUCCAGAAUCAGCAACUAGCCCAGUUAGCUGACUGGCUAACGAAAACAGAGGAAAGGACAAGGAAGAUAGAUUCAGAGCCCUUAGGACCAGAUCUAGAGGACUUAAAGCGUCAAGUAGAAGAACAUAAGGCAUUUCAAGAUGACUUGGAACAGGAGCAAGUGAAGGUGAACUCUCUAACCCAUAUGGUGGUGGUGGUGGAUGAAAACAGUGGAGACAAAGCAACGGCUGCACUGGAAGAGCAGCUUCAGCACUUCGGAAGCCGGUGGGCAGCCAUCUGCAGAUGGACAGAAGAUCGAUGGGUCCUUUUGCAAGAUAUUCUUAGAAAAUGGCAGCACUUUGCAGAAGAGCAGUGCCUUUUUGAUGCGUGGCUUACUGAGAAAGAAGAUGCACUUAGCAAAAUCCAGACAAGCGACUUUAAAGAUGAAAAUGAGAUGCUGACUAGUCUACGCAAAUUAGCUAUCCUAAAAGGAGAUAUAGAAAUGAAAAGACAAAUGAUGAGUAAGCUGAAGUCACUCAGCAAAGACCUCCAUGUAGCUGUGAAAAAUAAAGCAGUCGCUCAGAAGCUGGAAAGCCGACUUGAAAACUUUGCCCAGCGCUGGGAUAGCCUUGUGCAGAAGUUGGAGAGCAAUUCUAAGCAGGUUUCGCAGGCUGUCACUUCCACUCAGACAUCACUAACACAGACUACUGUAAUGGAAACUGUCACUAUGGUGACCACAAGGGAACAAAUCCUGGUUAAGCAUGCUAAAGAGGAGCUCCCACCACCACCUCCUCACAAAAAGAGGCAACUCCUUGUGGAUUCGGAAAUUAGGAAGAGGUUUGACUCGGAUACAACAGAACUCCACAGCUGGAUGACACGCUCAGAAGCAGUACUCCAGAGUCCUGAAUUUGCAAUAUAUCGAAAGGAAGGAAAUCUCUCAGAUCUCAGAGAAAGAGUCAAUGCCAUCCAGCGAGAAAAGCCUGAGAAGUACAGAAAGCUGCAAGAUGCCAGCAGAUCAGCUGAGGCCCUGGUGGAACAGAUGGUGAAUGAGGGUCUGAAUGCUGACAACAUUAGACAAGCCUCAGAGCAGCUGAAGAGUCGCUGGAUUGAGUUCUGUCAGUUGCUGAGUGAAAGACUGGCAUGGUUGGAGUACCAAAAUAGCAUCAUUGACUUCUAUUCCCAGCUGCAGCAACUGGAGCAGACAGCAAUUACAGCAGAAAACUGGCUGAAAGCACAACCCACACCAGCAACAGAUCCUGCUACAGUAAAAAUUCAGUUGGAAAAAUGCAAGGAUGAAAUCAUCCGAAUGUCAACUCUUCAGCCCCAAAUUGAACGGCUAAAGGCUCAAAGUCGAGCUCUGAAAGAGAAAGAAGGCAGCCCAGUGUUUCUGGAUGCUGACCUUGCUGCUUUUACCAGCCACUUCAAACAAAUACUUGCUGACAUGCACACCAGAGAAAAGCAACUACAGACCAUUUUUGACAGUUUGCCUCCUGCACGCUAUAAAGACACAGUGACUACUAUACUUUCAUGGAUCCAGCAGUCAGAAACUAAAGUCUCCAUACCUCCGGUUGCAGUUGCUGAAUAUGAAAUCAUGGAAGAGAGACUUUUGGAGCUCAAGGCUCUACAAAGUUCUCUGCAAGAGCAGCAAAAAGGCCUGAACUAUCUCAACACAACUGUUGAAGAUUUGUCUAGGAAAGCCCCUGCAGAAGUCAGCCAGAAAUACCGAUCGGAGGUUGAGUUGAUUGUUGGCCGCUGGAAAAAGCUGUCAUCGCAGUUGGUGGAACAUUGCCAGAAACUUGAGGAUCUUAUGACUAAACUCCAACGAUUCCAGAAUGACACAAAAACAUUGAAGAAGUGGAUGGCUGAAGUAGAUGUCUUUCUGAAGGAGGAAUGGCCUGCUCUUGGUGAUUCAGAAGCUCUGGAAAAGCAACUAGAACAGUGUACAGCUUUAGUGAAUGAUAUCCAGACAAUCCAGCCAAGUUUGAACAGUGUUAAUGAGAUUGGGAAGAAAAUGAAGAGGGAAGCAGAGCCAGAAUUUGCUUCCAGAGUAGCAAUAGAACUAAAGGAUCUCAAUGCUCAGUGGGAACAUAUUUGCCAACAGGCCCAUGCUAAGAAGGCAGCAUUAAAAGGUGGUUUGGAUAAGACUGUGAGCCUGAGAAAGGAUUUGUCAGAGAUGCAUGAAUGGAUAACACAAGCUGAGGAAGAAUAUCUGGAAAGAGAUUUUGAGUAUAAAACACCCGACGAAUUACAGAAAGCUGUUGAAGAACUGAAGAGAGCAAAGGAAGAGGCCAUGCAGAAAGAAGUGAAAGUGAAGCUUAUUACUGAUUCCGUGAAUAAUUUCAUCGCAAAGGCUCCACCUGCAGCUAACGAGGCUUUGAAAAAGGAGCUUGAUGUUCUAAUUACCAGCUAUCAGAGACUCUGCAGCAGACUGAAUGGAAAGUGCAAAACUUUGGAGGAAGUCUGGGCAUGUUGGCAUGAAUUAUUGUCAUAUUUGGAUGCAGAAAACAAAUGGUUGAAUGAGGUGGAAUUGAAACUCAAGGCAACUGAAAAUAUCCAGGGAGGUGCAGAAGAGAUUUCUGAGUCUUUAGAUUCUUUGGAACGUUUAAUGAGACAUCCAGAAGAUAAUCGCAAUCAGAUUCGGGAAUUAGCUCAGACGUUAACUGAUGGUGGAAUCUUGGAUGAACUGAUCAAUGAGAAACUUGAGAAGUUCAAUACUCGAUGGGAAGAACUGCAGCAGGAGGCUGUGAGAAGGCAAAAGAGUCUUGAACAGAGUAUUCAAUCUGCCCAGGAGACUGACAAAACCCUCCGCUUAAUUCAAGAAUCUCUUGCUGCUAUAGACAAACAGCUGACAGCCUACACUGCAGACAGAGUUGAUGCAGCACAAGUGCCUCAGGAAGCGCAGAAAAUACAAUCUGAAUUAACAAGUCAUGAGGUUAGUUUGGAAGAAAUGAAGAAACGAAACCGAGGCAAAGAAUCUGCAAAAAGAGUCCUUUCCCAAAUUGAUGUGGCACAGAAAAAGCUUCAGGAUGUCUCCGUGAAGUUCCGCUUGUUUCAGAAACCAGCUAAUUUUGAACAGCGUCUACAAGAAUGCAAAAGAAUUUUAGAUGAAGUGAAGUUGCAAGUGCCCAAAUUGGAGACGAAGAGUGUUGAGCAGGAAGUAGUACAGUCACAUUUGGACCACUGCAUGAAAUUAUAUAAAAGCCUGAGUGAGGUGAAGUCCGAAGUGGAAACAGUGAUAAAAACUGGGAGGCAGAUUGUUCAAAAGCAGCAGACAGAGAACCCAAAGGAACUGGAUGAAAGGCUUACAGCUUUGAAGUUGCAAUAUAAUGAAUUGGGUGCAAAGGUGACAGAAAAAAAGCAAGAGUUAGAGAAAUGCUUGAAGUUGUCCCGGAAGCUACGAAAAGAAAUUAAUUCUCUGACAGAAUGGCUUGCAGCAACAGAUGUGGAAUUGACAAAGAGGUCAGCUGUGCAAGGAAUGCCUAGCAAUUUGGAUGCUGAAAUUGCCUGGGGCAAGGCAACACGGAAAGAGAUUGAGAAACGCCAAGUCCAGCUUAAGAAUGUCAGUGAUUUAGGAGAGAAUUUGAAGACAGUACUGAAGGGAAAGGAAACUCUAGUGGAAGACAAACUCAGCCUCCUGAACAGUAAUUGGAUAGCAGUAACUUCACGUGCUGAGGAAUGGUUAAAUCUGUUAAUGGAAUAUCAAAAGCACAUGGAGGCUUUUGAUCAGAAAGUAGCUAAUGUCACAACUUGGAUAUAUCGUGCUGAAAUACUGUUGGAUGAAUCUGAUAAGCAAAAGCCCCAGCAAAAAGAGGAAACUCUUAAGCCCUUCAUUCCUUUGAAGGAAUUGGAGCAAUUUGACUUCGAUAUACAAAAAUUGCUUGAACCACUGGAGGUUGAAAUUCAGCAGGGGGUGAAUCUGAAAGAGGAGGACUUCAAUAAAGAUAUGAGUGAAGAUGAUGAGAGCACAGUGAAAGAAUUGCUGCAAAGGGGUGACACGCUUCGGAAAAGAAUCACAGAUGAGAGACAACGGGAGGAAAUAAAGAUAAAACAGCAGCUGUUGCAGACUAAACAUAAUGCUCUCAAGGACUUGAGGUCUCAAAGAAGAAAAAAGGCUUUAGAGAUUUCUCAUCAAUGGUAUCAGUACAAGAGACAGGCUGAUGACCUAAUGACAUGGCUGGAUGACAUUGAGAAAAAGUUAGCCAGUCUACCAGACCACAAAGAUGAACAGAAGCUAAAGGAGAUUGGUGGAGAGUUGGAGAAGAAGAAGGAAGAUCUGAAUGCGGUGAACAGGCAGGCUGAACGCCUGUCUAAGGAUGGGGCUGCAAAAGCAGUGGAGCCAACCCUGGUACAGCUCAGCAAGCGCUGGCGAGAUUUUGAGAGCAAAUUUGCUCAGUUUCGAAGACUCAACUAUGCACAAAUUCAAACAGUUUACGAAGAUACGACUUUUGUGAUGACUGAAAGUAUGACUGUGGAAACCGCUUACGUGCCUUCUACAUACCUGGCAGAGAUCCUUCAGCUUCUGCAAGCGCUGUCUGAAGUAGAAGAACGCCUUAAUUCUCCUGUUCUGCAGGCUAAGGACUGUGAGGACCUCUUGAAACAAGAAGAAUGUCUCAAGAACAUUAAAGAUCGCCUGGGGAGACUCCAGGGUCAUAUAGACAUUAUUCACAGCAAGAAGACACCGGCUUUGCAGAGUGCUACGCCAAGGGAAACAGCAAAUAUACAGGAAAAGCUGACUCAGCUUAAUUCCCAGUGGGAGAAAGUUAACAAGAUGUACCGGGACCGACAGGCACGCUUUGACAAAUCCAUGGAAAAGUGGCGGCUUUUUCACUGUGAAAUGAAAAGUUUUAGUGAGUGGCUAACUGAAACUGAAGAGAAACUGUCAAGAGCACAGGUAGAGGCUGGAGAUGUGGGUCACGUGAAAACCAAGCAAUUUCUCCAGGAGCUGCAGGAUGGCAUUGGGCGACAGCAAACUGUUGUCAGAACACUGAAUGUAACUGGUGAAGAAAUUAUUGAGCAGUCAUCAGCAGCAGAUGCUAACGUGCUGAAGGAGCAACUGGCAAAUCUGAAUACCCGGUGGCAUGAGAUCUGCAGACAGCUGGUAGAGAAGAAAAAGAGGAUAGAGGAAGAAAAGAAUAUUUUAUCAGAAUUUCAAGAAGACUUGAACAAGCUGAUUUUAUGGUUAGAGGAAACAGAAAGCGUCAUUGCUAUUCCCCUUGAACCAGGGAAUGAAGAUCAGCUAAGAGACUGCCUCGGCAAAGUAAAGUUAAGAGUUGAAGAGCUGCUGCCACACAAGGGAAUACUGAAACGAUUAAAUGAAACUGGAGGAACAGCACUUGGAAGUGCAUCACUGAACCCAGAAAGAAAACAUAAGCUCGAGAGCACACUGAAGGAGGCUAGCCGUCGCUUGUUAAAGGUGUCCAGAGAUCUCCCAGAGAAGCAAAAAGAAAUAGAAAUUCUGCUGAAGGAUUUCAUCGACCUUGAUCAGCAAAUAAAUCAACUGACAUUGUGGAUAACACCUGUCAAAAAUCAGCUAGAGCUUUAUAACCAAGUGGGUCAGCCAGGAGCUUUUGAUAUUAAGGAAACCGAAGCAGCAGUGCAGGCUAAACAGCCGAAUGUGGAAGAGGUUUUGUCUAAAGGGUGUCAUUUGUAUAAGGAAAAACCAGCCACUCAUCCAGUAAAGAAAAAAUUAGAAGACUUGAACACGGACUGGAAGGCAAUAAAUCACUUAAUUCUACAACUGAAGGAAAAGCCAACAUUCGGAGAGCCUGUCCUUUCCUCUCCAGGUGUCUUAACUUCUGGUCAAACUGUUGCUGUGGAUACACAAACCGGGGUAACCAAGGAAACCACCAGCUUCACACCAGAAAUGCCAUCUUCUGUGCUUUUGGAGGUUCCAGCCUUAGCUGACUUCAAUAAGGCAUGGGCAGAACUCACUGACUGGCUUUCUCAACUGGAUCGAGAGAUUAAAGCUCAGAGAGUGACAGUAGGAGAUCUUGAUGAUAUCAACGACAUGAUCAUCAAACAAAAGGCAAUACUACAAGAUCUGGAGCAAAGACAUCCCCAGCUGGAUGAACUAAUAACUGCAGCACAAAAUCUAAAAAACAAGACGGGCAAUCAAGAAGCCAGAACAAUAAUUACUGACCGCAUUGAGAAAAUACAGAGCCAGUGGGAUGAUGUGCACGGAUACCUCCAAAGCCGAAUACAACAGCUUCAUGAGAUGCUAAAGGAUUCAACACAGUGGCUGGAAGCUAAACAAGAAGCUGAACAGGUUCUUGAACAAGCAAAAGCAAAGCUUGAGUCGUGGAAAGAAAUUUCCUAUACUGUGGAAGCUCUGAAAAAGCAGAACACUGAGCUUAAGCAAUUUUCAAAAGAAAUCCGACAGUGGCAAAUGAAUAUAGAAGUGGUGAACGACGUGGCACUUAAACUGCUCCGCGAUUAUUCAGCAGAUGACACCAGAAAAGUAGAACUGAUGACAGAUAACAUUAAUGCAACAUGGGCUACAAUCUGUAAGAGGGUUAGUGAACGUGAAGCUGCACUGGAAUCAGCCCUACUGAUGUUGCAGGAAUUCUACCUGGAUCUUGAAAAGUUCCUCGCAUGGCUUACAGAAGCUGAAACAACUGCUAAUGUCCUGCAGGAUGCUACACGCAAAGAAAAGACACUAGAAGAUCCCCAGAUGGUUCGGGAGCUCAUGAAACAGUGGCAGGAUCUACAGGCAGAAAUUGAUGCACAUACUGACAUCUUCCACAACCUGGAUGAAAACGGGCAGAAAAUCCUGAGAUCCCUGGAAGGCUCAGAGGAUGCUGUCCUGUUGCAGAGACGUCUGGAUAACAUGAACUUCAGAUGGAGUGAGCUUAGGAAGAAAUCGCUAAACAUUAGAUCUCAUUUGGAAGCCAGUACAGACCAGUGGAAGCGUUUACAUCUCUCUCUUCAGGAACUUUUGGCAUGGCUGCAAUUGAAGGAGGAUGAAUUAAAACAGCAAGCACCCAUUGGUGGAGAUCUUCCCACUGUGCAGAAGCAGAAUGAUGUUCAUAGGACUUUCAAGAGGGAGCUGAAAACAAAAGAACCUGUCAUCAUGAGUGCACUUGAGACUGUGAGACUCUUCCUGGCAGAACAGCCGGCAGAGGGACUGGAGAAGGUCUAUCCAGAACCAAGAGAGCUAUCACCUGAGGAGAGGGCUCAGAAUGUUACUAAAGUUCUCCGAAGGCAAGCAGAUGAUGUCAGAACUGAGUGGGAUAAGCUAAAUCUACGUUCUGCUGAUUGGCAAAAGAAGAUAGAUGAUGCUCUUGAAAGGCUGCAGGGCCUUCAGGAAGCGAUGGAUGAACUGGACCUGAAACUGCGCCAGGCUGAAGCUUUCAAGGGAUCCUGGCAGCCAGUGGGGGAUCUGCUGAUUGACUCUCUGCAGGAUCACUUAGAAAAAGUCAAGGUUUAUCGAGCAGAAAUGGUGCCCCUUAAAGAGAAAGUGCAUCAAGUCAAUGAGCUGGCUCACCGGUUCGCUCCCCCUGAUAUUCAGCUCUCCCCAUACACUCUCAGCUGUCUGGAGGACCUGAACACAAGGUGGAAAGUGCUACAGGUGGCCAUUGAUGAGCGCAUCAGGCAACUGCAUGAAGCUCACAGGGAUUUUGGCCCUACUUCCCAGCAUUUUCUUACCACUUCUGUCCAAGGCCCCUGGGAGAGGGCAAUCUCGCCAAACAAAGUGCCCUAUUACAUCAACCAUGAGACGCAGACAACCUGCUGGGAUCAUCCUAAGAUGACUGAGCUCUACCAGUCUUUAGCGGACCUGAACAAUGUCAGGUUCUCAGCAUACAGAACUGCCAUGAAGCUCCGCAGGCUGCAGAAAGCUCUCUGCUUGGAUCUCCUGAAUCUGUCUGCUGCAUGUGAUGCCUUGGACCAGCACAACCUCAAGCAAAAUGACCAGCCGAUGGAUAUUCUGCAGAUCAUUAACUGCUUGACCACUAUUUAUGAUCGACUGGAACAGGAGCACAAUAAUCUGGUCAAUGUUCCUCUCUGCGUGGACAUGUGCCUCAACUGGCUGCUGAAUGUCUAUGACACGGGUCGAACAGGAAGGAUCCGUGUCUUAUCUUUCAAAACUGGUGUUGUAUCUCUUUGUAAAGCACACCUGGAAGAUAAGUAUAGAUACCUGUUCAAGCAGGUGGCGAGCUCCACUGGCUUCUGUGACCAGCGCCGGCUGGGACUACUGCUACACGACUCCAUCCAGAUCCCUCGACAGCUGGGGGAGGUCGCUUCGUUUGGGGGCAGCAACAUCGAGCCAAGUGUCAGAAGCUGCUUCCAGUUUGCUAAUAACAAGCCCGAGAUCGAAGCAGCCUUGUUCCUGGACUGGAUGAGACUGGAACCACAAUCCAUGGUGUGGCUGCCCGUGCUGCAUAGGGUGGCUGCUGCAGAAACUGCGAAACACCAAGCGAAGUGUAACAUCUGCAAGGAGUGCCCCAUUAUUGGGUUCAGGUACAGAAGCUUAAAGCACUUUAACUAUGACAUCUGCCAAAGUUGCUUCUUCUCUGGCCGUGUUGCAAAAGGUCACAAAAUGCACUAUCCCAUGGUGGAAUACUGCACACCAACAACUUCUGGAGAAGAUGUCCGUGACUUUGCCAAGGUACUAAAAAACAAAUUUCGAACAAAAAGAUAUUUUGCAAAGCACCCACGAAUGGGCUACCUGCCUGUGCAAACUGUCUUGGAGGGAGACAACAUGGAAACUCCUGUUACUCUGAUCAACUUCUGGCCAGUAGAUUCUGCGCCUGCCUCGUCCCCUCAGCUUUCACACGAUGAUACUCAUUCACGCAUUGAACAUUAUGCUAGCAGGCUAGCAGAAAUGGAGAACACCAAUGGUUCUUACCUAAAUGACAGUAUUUCACCUAAUGAGAGCAUCGAUGAUGAACACUUGUUAAUCCAGCACUACUGCCAAAGUCUGAACCAGGAAUCCCCCCUGAGCCAGCCCCGAAGCCCUGCCCAGAUCUUGAUUUCUCUGGAGAGUGAAGAAAGAGGUGAACUGGAGAGAAUUCUUGCAGAUCUGGAAGAAGAAAAUCGAAACUUGCAAGCGGAGUAUGACCGUUUGAAGCAACAGCAUGAUCACAAAGGAUUGUCUCCACUGCCAUCCCCACCAGAGAUGAUGCCGGUUUCUCCACAGAGUCCCCGCGAUGCUGAACUUAUUGCAGAAGCCAAACUGCUUCGCCAGCACAAGGGCCGCCUGGAGGCUAGGAUGCAGAUUCUGGAGGAUCACAACAAACAGCUGGAGUCACAGCUGCACAGGCUGAGGCAGCUGCUGGAGCAGCCACAGGCAGAUGCCAAGGUGAAUGGUACAACACUAUCAUCUCCUUCUACCUCUUUGCAGAGGUCAGACAGCAGUCAGCCAAUGCUUCUUCGUGUAGUUGGCAGCCAGACUUCAGAAACCAUGGGCGAGGACGACCUGCUCAGCCCUCCCCAAGACACAAGCACAGGUUUGGAGGAAGUGAUGGAGCAGCUUAACAACUCCUUCCCCAGUUCCAGAGGCCACAAUGUAGGGAGCCUGUUCCACAUGGCAGAUGACUUGGGAAGAGCGAUGGAAACCUUAGUGACGGUGAUGACUGACGACAAGGUGUUAGAAUAGCAAGAUGUGUUUUACAACUUCAGGCGUCCCGCAUGGUUUUUAUAAUAUUCAUACUACAAAGAGGAUUAGACUGUAAGAGUUUACAAGAAAACAAAUCUAUAUUUUUGUGAAGGGUAGUGGUACUAUACUGUAGAUUUCAGUAGUUUCCUAAGUCUGUUUCUGUUUUGUUAACAAUGGCAGGUUUUACACGUCUAUGCAAUUGUACAAAAAUUAUAAGAAAACUACAUGUAAAAUCUUGAUAGCUGAAUAACUUGCCAUUUCUUUAUAUGGAACGCAUUUCGGGUUGUUUAAAAAAAAAAAAAUUUAUAACAGUUAUAAAGAAAGAUUGUAAACUAAAGUGUGCUUUAUAAAAAUAAUUGUUUAUAGAAACCCCCUUUAAAAAAAAUACAAAAAAAAAAACCUGAGGCAGUGCAUUUGUUCAGUAUCAUUUCAGCUCUGCAGCUGCAUCAGAGAGAGAUUCAUGUUCUGUGUUCUUUUCCUGGCCUGUCAAAGAGGAGAGAAAGAAAAAAGCAUUUCCUGCAGCGACACCAAAACGGCCAACUUAACAUUUCUCAUUGGUUUUGUCUGAGUAGGGCUGGCUUUAAAAAAAAACUCCUGGACUUCCAGUGAAGAUAGAUAGUUAUUUCACUUCUUUCCAAUAAAAUUAAUAACUUCAUGAAUCACACUAGUUGGCAAUAAUUAAAUGAAAGAGCACAUGACAUGACAGAGCCUGCAAAAAAUUAAUGAGAAGAAAAAAAAGAAGAAAGAAGGAAAGAGUUUAAUGAUGUCCAAUACGCCAGCAUUUCCUCUGCUGACUAAAUCCCUGAAUGUCCUUAGUGAAGGAACGUAGAAUUGCCUUACCGGAUGAAACCUUUGGACCUUACUGUCCGGUACUCUGCUGGCUGCAGCCAGCGCCCAGAGCUUUGGCAGGAGCUGCGUGUGGCUUUCCCUGCCCGCUGCCACUGUUAGCAUCACCUCGCUGCACACGAGAGAAGAAAGGGAGAAGUUCCCUCCUGACCCCACGUGGGAUCAGCUUCUGACAUGAAGCACAAGUGGGUUACUCACAGAGCACCUUUGCUUGUAUGGCUUCCAACACUGUUAACGAACGUAGAGCUACUUGAUCCUCUGGAAAAUAAAACCAGACCUUUCCACAAUGUCUGUCUCAGCCUGCUAGAGCAGCUGGUCCCAAGGAGCUGUAAUGCAGCAAGCAACCUUUGAGGAAGGCUGUAGAAUUACUGCUGUUCUUGUAUGUGUAUGGUGAUCAGGUGAAGGUAGCCACACUGCUCCCCGAGAUAUUUAUCUUCAAAACAAAGGCCCUGAUGCUUUCUCCUUCCCCAUUUCUCUCUACAAGUAACACCGCACAAUUAACAAUAAAGUGAGAAAGAGAGGAACUGAUAGAAAAACAGAUUAGCCAACGUAACUGCAGCUCUUGAGAGGUAGGUUUGGGUAUGAGGUGCUGUCAGCAAAAGCUUUACCACUUCAUUAUCUUAACCAGCUUUUAAUUUUCUCUUAGAUACAUAGAAACACACCGUCUGACUUUAUAUUGCAAAGUACAAAUCUGUUACCUCUUGUAUGAAGUGUAAUUGAAUUUGGGAAAGAUUUUAUUUUGAAUGCUAGUUAACAUUGAACAUGGCUAGUCAUGCUAUUUCUACCUCACUUUGGUUUUGUGGUGUUCCUGACAAUUACGUACAGAUAUGUUACAUCAUCACCACUCGUCCAUUGUGUGAACGGGUCUCAUCAUUUAAGUAAGAAUGCCAAUAAUUCACAAAGAAUUAAGUACAAUCCCCCCAAACCUCUGCUUUCAUAAUAAAGAGCUUUAUUUAACACUUUACUGCGGUUGGAACCCCAUGUAAUUCUCGUCGUCUUCUUUACCAGAAGGUUUGGUCUGAGAUCUGGGAAAGAGAUGGGUUUCUUCUCGUUUUUUUCCCCCUUAUGCCCACCCUUAAACCUUCUCUUCAGAAAACAAAAGGAGGAAAAUGGAUUGCACGGUUGUUUUCAUCAGGGUUUUGUUUUGUUUGUUUUACUUUCUAGGUCUUAGUUUUGGAGUGAGUCUGUCAAAAAUAUUUAAAAAGUUGAAAGCUUUAUCACUGCUUUUUGAAGCAUAAUUUGGGAAUUGUUUCAUAUUCCUUAUAACGACAAAGUAUUAAACUGUAAAACAUAAUCAGUGUAAUUGAAUACAUAAAUACCAUAUGGCAUGUUAUUUCAUUGUUACUCAGUACUGGUUUAUUACUUGGAUAUCAUAAUAUAUUGUGUUCUAACACCAACACUGUAACAUUUACUAAUUAUUUUUAUAAACUUCUGUUUUACUGCAUUUUUCACAACAUAUCAGAUUUCACCAAAUAUAUGCCUUACUAUUGUACUAUAUACUGCUUUACUGUGUAUAUCAAUAAAGCACGCAAUUAUGUUAUAAAA